Molecule: messenger RNA, 570 nt
Organism: Xenopus tropicalis (tropical clawed frog)
Lineage: Eukaryota; Metazoa; Chordata; Amphibia; Anura; Pipidae
Product: alpha-2-macroglobulin-like
Exons: 3
Coding region: 13-444 (143 amino acids)
Source: RefSeq, a predicted model, not a curated record
GCUGGGAACCCAAUGAGCAAUGAGACCGUGGUGGUUUAUGUGGGGAAUGAUGGAACCAAUUUCACCUAUACAACUGGGCAGGAUGGAACAGCAGAGUUCUCCAUUGAUACCAGCUCUUUCCAACUGUCAUCUGUCAGGAUCAAGGCCAGCUACAAGACUGGAGACUACUGCUCUGGGCACAGGUGGCUGACUGCAUCGUAUGAAGAGGAUACACGCACCGUUAACCAUUUCUACUCCCGGAGCAAAAGCUUUCUGAAACUCCAGCCUAUCCACAGGACUUUGGAGUGUCAAAUAGUAGAGAAAGUCAAUGUGCAUUACAUUCUGACUCCUGAGGGUGUUGGCGAGGCAAGAAACGCAGUGUUUCACUACCUGGUAAUGGCAAAGGGACGUAUAGUAGAAAAUGGCAAACACACAUUGGCACUUAUCCCUAAUCAAGGUAAGUAACUGGGCAACAUUGAUGGUCUCAUUUGGGUUUGCAAUGGGCUGUUCAGAAAUAUACAGAGUUUAAAGGAACACUGUCAUGGGAAAACAUGUUUAUUAACAUCAGUUAAUAGAGCUUCUCCCGCAGAA